UAGGUUUUACGGCCGGUGCCAUGUGAUCCUGGCCUGCAGUCGGGUGGCUGUGGUGUGGUACCUGGGCUACUGAAGGGCGGGCGGAUAGGUCUUAACCGCCACGGCUAGCGGACUCUCUCCUGCGUCAAGGCUCAGGAACAACGAGCAGGUGGAGCGUUCAACGCUCAGUACCUACAGCACCGGUCGGCUCUUUCUGCCAUCUCCGCCUUCACCUUUCUCACUCUUUGCAGGUGAAGUCACCUUUGGGUUUGGAGACCUUGGGGCCUGAGGCUCACCCUCGAAAGGACCCUCCCCCUCCCACCCUUUUCCCUCUCAUCCUCCAUCUUUCAUUUGCACCACCGAAUCAUUUCGCCUUUGUGCUAGCCCGCUGAGCCGUGCCUGGAGGCCAAGUUACAGGCAGUAAAGGUAACUGGAGAAAGCAGCCCCCCAGUGGACAAAGGCGAAGGCAAGGCAAGAAUAGAGCAGGCCUAAGAGUCGCAGUCGAUGAGAAUAAGCGGCUGAGUGGGGAACGUCGAAAAAAAAAGAAAGGGAAAAAAAAAAAAACAACAACAACCGAAAACCAGAGAAAGAGUACAGCAGAUUUAGAAGGGACUGGAAAGGACUUGUUGCACAAUGGAAGAAUCUGACUCUCAGAAAAAGAUGGAGAAAGAGACUAUGGGGCCGAGAAUGGAUCCUCCCAUAGGGGAACCGGAAGGAUCACUAGGGUGGGUGCUACCAAAUACAGCUAUGAAGAAAAAGGUGCUGUUGAUGGGCAAAAGUGGGUCUGGUAAGACCAGCAUGAGGUCUAUUAUCUUUGCAAAUUAUAUUGCCAGAGACACUCGUCGCCUUGGUGCAACAAUACUAGACCGUUUACAUAGUCUUCAAAUUAAUAGCAGUUUGAGCACCUACUCUCUCGUAGACUCUGUUGGAAAUACAAAAACAUUUGAUGUAGAACAUUCUCAUGUUCGAUUUCUGGGAAACCUGGUAUUGAACCUGUGGGACUGUGGUGGACAGGACACCUUCAUGGAAAAUUAUUUCACUAGCCAACGGGACAACAUCUUCCGAAAUGUGGAGGUUCUGAUUUAUGUCUUUGAUGUGGAAAGCCGGGAACUGGAAAAGGACAUGCAUUAUUACCAAUCAUGCCUAGAGGCCAUUCUGCAGAACUCUCCAGAUGCCAAAAUCUUUUGCUUGGUGCACAAAAUGGAUCUGGUACAGGAGGAUCAACGGGACCUGAUUUUUAAAGAGAGAGAAGAAGAUCUGAGGCGCUUGUCUCGCCCAUUGGAAUGUUCUUGUUUCCGAACAUCUAUCUGGGACGAAACCCUCUAUAAGGCUUGGUCCAGCAUUGUUUAUCAGCUAAUUCCCAAUGUUCAGCAGCUGGAAAUGAACCUAAGGAAUUUUGCUGAAAUUAUUGAGGCUGAUGAAGUGCUUCUAUUUGAGAGAGCUACUUUUCUGGUGAUUUCUCAUUAUCAGUGUAAAGAACAGCGUGAUGCCCACAGAUUUGAGAAAAUCAGCAACAUUAUUAAGCAGUUUAAACUAAGCUGCAGCAAGUUGGCUGCCUCUUUCCAAAGCAUGGAAGUCAGGAACUCUAACUUUGCUGCUUUUAUUGACAUCUUUACAUCCAACACUUAUGUGAUGGUUGUGAUGUCUGAUCCAUCCAUUCCCUCUGCAGCUACACUGAUCAAUAUCCGCAACGCCAGGAAACACUUUGAAAAGCUGGAAAGAGUGGAUGGACCAAAACAGUGUCUUCUCAUGCGCUAACAUUGCCAAAAUGUUUCAGAAAAUAAAUUGAAAUACUAUUUCUUAAUUAAUCUUAAUGUUGUAUUAGUAUAUGUAUGCUCUGAAAUACUGUGAUGCUACCAUUUCUGUAUUCUUCCCUACUUCCCAGUUUAUCUUGGAUGCUAUUUACUCAAAUAGCCAGUGAAGAGUUAAAAGAUAAGCUGUUCAUAAAGUUGGUAUGACAUAAAGUAGGUGCUUGUAUGUGUUCUGAUAACAGGUUCUUCUACUAGUGUCUUUGUUCUGAUGACCUGGUUCUAAUAGCUGUGUAUGUCAAAUUUCCCUUUCCCAACAUUGUGUUGUAUUCCUUGUGAGAUAGUACCUAUGUUUGGAAUAUACUGUUUUCUCAGCAUGAAUUAAAAAUAUUCUGUAACUUCAAUUGAAAAUAAACUUGCUGUUAGGAA
This is a messenger RNA of Talpa occidentalis (Iberian mole), 2156 nucleotides long. RefSeq names its product Ras related GTP binding B (gene RRAGB). Gene Ontology annotation, biological process: cellular response to starvation; positive regulation of TOR signaling; regulation of autophagy. Bases 613 to 1737 code for a protein of 374 amino acids. Gene Ontology annotation, molecular function: GTP binding; GTPase activity. The record is from RefSeq and is a predicted model, not a curated record. NCBI's taxonomy places the organism in Eukaryota, Metazoa, Chordata, Mammalia, Eulipotyphla, Talpidae. Gene Ontology annotation, cellular component: nucleus; Gtr1-Gtr2 GTPase complex; lysosome. The transcript is spliced from 11 exons.